This is a messenger RNA of Tachyglossus aculeatus (Australian echidna), 1316 nucleotides long. RefSeq names its product basic helix-loop-helix family member a9 (gene BHLHA9). Gene Ontology annotation, molecular function: protein dimerization activity; RNA polymerase II transcription regulatory region sequence-specific DNA binding; DNA-binding transcription factor activity, RNA polymerase II-specific. The record is from RefSeq and is a predicted model, not a curated record. The transcript has a single exon. Gene Ontology annotation, biological process: regulation of transcription by RNA polymerase II; developmental process. NCBI's taxonomy places the organism in Eukaryota, Metazoa, Chordata, Mammalia, Monotremata, Tachyglossidae. The coding region runs from base 1 to 795 and encodes 264 amino acids.
AUGCCCAGGCCUGCGGCAGGAGCCAGCCUGGUAAGCCUGAGGGAUUCGGACAACUCUGAAGAGGAAAUGGAAGGCCCCCUCUCUGCCCCCAGGCCGGGAUUCAGGAACCACAGGGGGACCGAGCCCCCCAACUGUCCGAGUGACUCCGAGGAAACUCACAUCAAGAAGCGGAGCCGACCUGUGCGCUCCAAGGCCAGGCGGAUAGCGGCCAACGUGAGAGAGCGCAAGAGGAUCAUGGACUACAAUGAAGCCUUCAAUGCCCUGAGGCUGGCCCUCAAGCAUGACCUCAGUGGCAAGAGACUCUCCAAAAUUGCCACCUUGCGAAGAGCCAUCCAUCGGAUCACAUCCCUGUCCAGGUUCCUCCACGCCGGCCCCGGCCAGAGGUGGUCCUGCUCCCACCGGGAAUGUCACAGCAAGGCAGGUGAAGCCCAGGGGGAGGAGGAGGAGGAGGAAGAAGAAGCUGCUGGAGGGGACAGCCACCCCAGGCCCACAAGGCCCCCUCUGGAGCCCAGAUAUGGAGAGGCUGCCCUGCCCUUCCAGCCUUACUCUCCCUCUCCUCGCUUCUUCAAGUUUUCCCCCAACUCUCAGUUUCCCUCCCCAUUGGGGAGCCCAAGAAAGGUCAUGAUUCCACCGAGCACUACCUAUUACCCCAGUGGAAAUUGUCACCUUGGGGUACGGACCUCCUGCCAUCAGAAGCGCCUGGAAGACUUGCGGGAUUCCUCUCCCAGAUCUUUUACCUGGCCGGGCGGCUGUUUUCCAGGAUCGGGCUACCAGCAGUCUUUGCCCAUUCACUGAACUAGGAGCCCGGCUGCCCUGGUUUGAGGAGGUGUGGAUCACCGCUGAUGAAAAAGGAACACAACCAGAAAGUGGGAGGGAGCGGGGGAACACUUUGCUUUGGGAAUAUAGAAAUUGCCUGGAAAAAGGAGAGUAGCCCCAGGGACCACCCCAUCCCCCAGGGAAUGAACCUGGAGAUUUCAAUCAGGACAAAAGCUGGACACAAGCCUGCUGUUCCCUGCCAAGCAUGACUAUUCCCCAGGGAGAGGAUUUGGGACAGACAGUAAGGACUGCCUUGCGUGUUCUUAGUGGAUGCUUAGACUCUCUUUCUUUAACUUCAUGUGUUGCAUUUGGUUUCUGCCGUUUUGUUCCUAUUUAUUCUCUUGCCGCUUUCAGAAAGUGGCUGUGUGCAUAUGUGUUUUGUGUGUGUAUGUGCGUAUAACAAUUAGGGCUGGCAGGCACUGUGUUUGUGUACAGAGUUAUUGUUUUGAACAGGUUCUUUCUGAGGGUGGGAUGACCACGGACCUGUGUCAGUUAUGAGA